UCUAAUGGGUGUUUUGUGUGACUGCUAGUCUGCGUAGCUCUGCUGGAUCGUCGCGGUUCGUGUAGUUAAAACGAGUGUAAAUUCAAAAUGAACCGCAUAUUCGGCAGGGGCAAGCCCAAGGGUCCGCCGCCGAACCUCACGGACUGCAUAGGAAGUGUUGACAAUCGAGCUGAGUCCAUCGACAAGAAGAUUGCCAGACUAGAUGCUGAACUAGUGAAAUAUAAGGAUCAGAUGAAAAAGAUGAGGGACGGGCCUUCGAAGAACAUGGUCAAACAGAAGGCACUGAGAGUUCUAAAGCAAAAGAGAAUGUAUGAGGGCCAGAGAGAUAACCUCAUGCAACAGUCCUUUAACAUGGAACAAGCUAACUACACAAUCCAGACUCUCAAAGACACUAAAACCACGGUUGAUGCCAUGAAAAUUGGAGCAAAGGAAAUGAAGAAAGCCUACAAGAACGUGAAGAUUGACCAGAUUGAGGAUCUUCAGGAUCAGCUCGAAGACAUGAUGGAAGAUGCCAAUGAUGUGCAGGAGGCACUGAGCAGAAGCUACGGCACACCUGACAUUGAUGAAGAUGACCUGGAAGCAGAGCUUGAUGCCUUGGGAGAUGAGCUGCUGGAUGAGGACAGCUCUUAUCUGGAUGAGGCCGCCACAGCACCCUCCAUCCCAGAAAGCCUGCCCGGUGACAAGACUACUAACAGGGAUGGUGUUCUGGUGGAUGAAUUCGGUCUUCCACAAAUUCCUGCAACUUAAGAUGAACACAUCAAUGGCAGCACUCCUGUCGGUUUUAUAUGUACUAUAGGCUUGUAUUUAUCCAACUGACACUCCCAGCUGCUGAUGGCAGCAUGCAAAAUUCUUAUGCAAGUGGCUCCAGUUCAAUGAAUGAUUGCAUAUACUUUUUUCAUGAAAUCAGAGCAACUUGAUCAAUAGUUAUGAUUGUAGGUCUCUUUUCUAUGAACAAAUCUUCCUCUGAAAUUAUUCUUGAAAUUUUGAUUCGCUAUCUUUCUACUGCAGCACCGUGUUACCAACAAAAUAAAUUAUAUUUUUCAAACAAGCCUUAUG
This is a messenger RNA of Lampris incognitus (smalleye Pacific opah), 1056 nucleotides long. RefSeq names its product charged multivesicular body protein 5b (gene chmp5b). Gene Ontology annotation, biological process: late endosome to vacuole transport via multivesicular body sorting pathway; vesicle budding from membrane. The coding region runs from base 88 to 747 and encodes 219 amino acids. Lineage: Eukaryota; Metazoa; Chordata; Actinopteri; Lampriformes; Lampridae. The transcript is spliced from 8 exons. The record is from RefSeq and is a predicted model, not a curated record. Gene Ontology annotation, cellular component: multivesicular body.